UGCAUGUUAACCCCUAACUUCCCUGAUUUGGAGUUUGUUUGGAGUUUCCUUGUUUUUCAAUGUGCAAAAGUGCUUCAAAAUUAGCAACUAAUAUGAAUUUUUAUCUUUAAAGCUCUGUCAUUCUUUAUUAUUGAUCACUUUAUAUUUUGGUUAGUGCGAGAGUCCCUUUCUAAGUACAUCAAGUCAUGUAUUGGCUGUCAUCACUUCACGCAUUACAUUGUGUGCUUUUUACCACUGAUAAUUUUAUGCAGUGAGGUGAAAUGAGUUCUCUCUACCUAUUUCGCAAUUUAAAUAGAGGCUGACUCACAAGAAAGUGACCAUGAUAGGGUGCAGAUUUUUCCCCAAAAUCAAAAGGUUGACCACAGUAGCCUUUUCAAGUGGGCCUGAAAAGUUACCGAGCAAAUUUGUAUUAGAGGAUCUGAAUCUGUACCACAAAAAGAACAUUCAGAAAUAUGAAAAAAAGGCUGAUCAAUGUACUCCUCAGUUUUUGGAACGAAUGAAAAAACGCUACUCUUUAAAGGCACAAGAACGCAUCGAUUUCAGUUCUUUAGCUGAACAGUACCCUAAAGUUCCUGCCAUUGUGGAAUAUACCUCAAAGGAACUAAAAAUCCCCCCAAAGCACAUUAUGUCAGCUUUACAGGAGGCGCCUGAACUUGCAGAUAUUGCUCCUGCCAAGUGGGCCACCUGUUUUGGACAUUUAACCCAAUACGGGUUUGCCAAGCAAGGCAUACUAAAAAUGGUCACAGAUUACCCAGGUCUCCUUCUAUUUGAAGAAAAAGAACUAGAAGACUCAAUGUACAAUUGGAUGAGAAUCCAGUUUGGAGAGUCAAGACUACUGCCUCUGCUGGUGAAUAACCCCAUGUUCCUUGCUCUUGGGGAACAAGACAUCGACGAUCGGAUCCCACCGCUAAGAGAAUACCUAGAAGGCAGAAGGAGUCGACUAGCCAAAUUGCUUAUGAACUCUCCGCAAGUCAUGUUCAAGAAGUGGGAAGAUGUGAAGAUUAUAAUGGAUUACUUGGUUGAGCCGAUGCGGAUUCCGAAGUCCCAGAUUGCGAGGUCUGGUGUUUUCAGGUAUAAUUUGUUCCAUUUGCGCUGCCGGUUUUUGUUCUUGUACAAAACAGGCGUUUAUAUCAUUACGAAGUACAAUGCAGAUCCACUUGAAACACCGAAGCACCCACAGCUUACCGAUAUUGUUGACACUCAUGAGCAAAAGUUUGUGUAUAAAAUUGCAGGGCUGAGUCUUAUUGAAUAUGAGGUCUUUAAGGAGAUGAUGUAUGCACAUGAAAUCUAUGAUGAUAGGGACUUUUUGAAACCAAAAGAUACUUAUGGGUUGGUUAAUCCUUCUUUAAGUGUUAAUGAUCAAAUUCCUGUUAGCGCAAGGAUGCAAAAGAAAAGGCCCAAACCCGAACCCCCUAUUGUCGACUCAUUUUAGACCAAAAUAUUGUUCGUAAGUUGUGCUCUCACCAGAAUACUUCAUGACCGAGAAUAAGGAAAAACAUUUUCAGCGAAUUACGAAUUGCAGCAUAAGAUUUUCAGUUUGAUGGAAGUUGUUUAGACUUCAAAGAAUUUCAACCCUUUAUCCCUCCCAAAAGAACUGGCUCCUUUUCUUGCAUUUUUUUAAUCAGGGGUCAAAAUGUUUUGAUUAAUUUAGAAAGUAAUUCAUGUUUUUCAAGCAUUAAUUAACAUAUUUUAUCAAAGUACAUGUAAUAUCUAAAUUUGAUAAAAUUUUGUCAGAGCCCCUCUCUUUAUUAGCAGAUGUUUUAUGUUGAUGCAAUGUAUUGAAGCCUUUGUGAGACUACUUUUUUUUUUUUUAAAUAUCAAUUGUCCCUGUGACUGUAAAUAAAUUGUUACUGAAUUUUUACUUUUAAA
This is a messenger RNA of Bemisia tabaci, 1869 nucleotides long. Its product is annotated as transcription termination factor 4, mitochondrial. Gene Ontology annotation, biological process: regulation of DNA-templated transcription. The record is from RefSeq and is a predicted model, not a curated record. Gene Ontology annotation, molecular function: double-stranded DNA binding. Lineage: Eukaryota; Metazoa; Arthropoda; Insecta; Hemiptera; Aleyrodidae.